CGGUCUGCACACACGCGGAGUAAAAGAAAGAGGCUCGUACGUCUUUUUGCACGACGAGCUGGCCGAGAUGAAGCACCACAAAGAGGAGGCUUUCUGCCGCUUGCAUGCAUUGUGAAAGGAAAGGCAUGAUGAUUGUGAAACACAUGCUUUGUGUUUGCAAGCAGGCUGCUGGUGCUGCUGGGGCUUCUCAGUGAUGUGAGGAGGAGGAGGAGGAGGAGGAGGUAGGAAGACGCUCCCUCGUCUUCUAAGAGGAUAAAGAGAAAGGGGAAAGGAGCUAUUUUUAACCUUGUGGACUGGACUGUCUUCCCGGGGCACAAUGAGCAGUGGACCGGAUGAGAGCUCGGUGCGAGUGGCACUGAGGAUUCGUCCUCAGUUGGCCAGAGAGAAGAUCGAGGGUUGCCAUAUUUGCACAUACGUGAUGCCCGGGGAGCCGCAGGUGUUUCUGGGCAAGGACAAAGCCUUCACUUACGACUAUGUCUUCGACAUGGACACCCAGCAGGACGCCAUCUACACUAACUGCACCGAGAGGCUGAUUGAUGGCUGCUUCGAGGGCUACAACGCUACCAUAUUUGCAUACGGACAGACCGGCUCGGGAAAGACAUACACCAUGGGAACCGGCUUUGACGUCAACAUCGGCGAGGAUGAGCUAGGUAUCAUUCCCAGGGCCGUCAACCACCUGUUUCGGGGAAUCGAGGAGCGCAGGCAGGCCGCCACGGAACAGGGAAAGCCCGUCCCGGAGUUUAAAAUCAACGCUCAGUUCUUGGAGCUGUACAACGAGGAAGUACUGGACCUGUUCGACACGACGCGAGACAUCGAAACCAGGAGGCAGAAAUCCAACGUCCGCAUCCAUGAGGAUGCCAGCGGAGGCAUCUACACGGUUGGCGUCACCACACGCAGCGUCACUUCUGCCGCCGAGAUGAUCCAGUGUUUGAAGCUGGGCGCUCUCUCCAGAACCACGGCCAGCACUCAGAUGAACGUCCAGAGUUCGCGCUCCCACGCCAUCUUCACUAUCCACCUGUGCCAAGUUCGAAUGUGCUCACCAGACAACGAAAACACCACAGACAAGCGCAUAGCGAAUGAUUCGGAAAUCGACGAGUUUGAGACGCUGACGGCUAAGUUCCACUUUGUGGACCUAGCAGGUUCUGAGAGGCUGAAGAGGACUGGAGCAACAGGUGACAGAGCCAAGGAAGGCAUCUCCAUCAACUGUGGACUGCUGGCCCUGGGCAAUGUCAUCAGCGCUUUAGGUGACCGAAGUAAGCGCUCCACUCAUGUGCCUUACAGAGACUCCAAACUCACCCGCCUCUUGCAGGACUCCCUUGGCGGCAACAGUCAAACAGUGAUGAUCGCCUGCAUCAGCCCGUCAGACCGCGACUUCAUGGAGACUUUAAACACCCUCAAGUACGCCAACCGAGCACGUAACAUCAAAAACAAGGUGGUGGUGAACCAGGACAGAGCCAGCCAGCAGAUCAGCGCCCUGAGGACUGAGAUAGCACGUCUCCAGAUGGAGCUGAUGGAGUACAAGACGGGUAAGCGAACAGUAGGCGAAGACGGCAUGGAGGGGAUCAACGACUUGGUCCAUGAGAACUCCAUGUUGCAGACGGAGAAUAACAACCUGAGGGUCAGGGUGAAGGCCAUGCAGGAGACCAUUGACGCCCAACGAGCCAGACUCACUCAGAUACUCAGUGAUGGAGCCAACCACGCCCUGGCCAAAACAGGUGAAGGCAACGAGGAAAUCGGGAACAUGGUCCAUAACUACAUCAAGGAAAUCGAGGAGCUCAGAACCAAACUUCUGGAAAGUGAGGCUCUAAACGAGAACCUCAGGAAGAUCCUUUCCCGUGCUUCCACUCGCUCCUCCUUGUACGCCGGUCCCGCCUCCUUCUCCCCUGUCCUGCUGGGGCCUGAGAAGGAGGCCAGUGAUGUCAUAGAGAUGGCCAAGAGAGAUCUGGAGAAGCUCAAGAAGAAGGAAAAGAAGAAGAAAAAGAGACUGAGGCAGUGCCAGGAGAGUCACCACGAGGAUGCCAGCGUUGUUAAGGAAGAAAACCCAGGCAAUGAUGUCGAGGUGGAGGCCAGUGACCAUGAGGAAGGCGAGGACUGUGAUGGAGAGGAAGAGGACUCGGACACAGCAGGAGAGGAGACGUCUGAGGAGUCCGAGUCUGAGGAGCUGGAUGAAAAAGAAAAUGUCCAGGCGGACCUGGCCAACAUCACGUGCGAGAUCGCCAUCAAGCAGAAGCUCAUAGAUGAACUGGAGAACAGCCAGCGGCGCCUUCACACGCUCAAACAGCAGUACGAGCAGAAGCUGGUGAUGCUGCAGAAUAAGAUCAGGGACACGCAGCUGGAGAGAGACAAAGUUCUCCAUAAUAUGGGUAAGAGAGGCAGCAAAAUUGUACCUUUUAGACAUCGUAGGCAUGAUUUACCUUCAUCCGCAGGUUCUGUUGAGACGUGCACAGAGGAAAAGGCAAAAAAGAUCAAGGCGGAGUACGAGAAGAAGCUGAACUCCAUGAACAAGGAGCUGCAGAAGCUCCAGUCGGCUCAGAAGGAGCAUGCCCGGCUGUUGAAGAGCCAGUCCCAGUAUGAGAAGCAGCUCAAGAAACUGCAGCAGGACGUCACCGAGAUGAAGAAGACGAAGGUGGCACUGAUGCGUCAAAUGAAGGAGCAACAGGAGCGUAAUCGAGCUACAGAGUGCAAAAGGAACAGGGAGAUAGCUUCUCUGAAGAAAGACCAGCGGAGAGCUGAGCACCAAGUGAAGCAGCUGGAGGCUCAGAGGAGACAACAAGAGUUAAUCUUACGCAGGAAGAACGAAGAGGUGACUGCUCUGAGGAGGCAGGUGAGGCCAGUGUCUGGCAAGGUGACCAGGAAAGUCACCACACCCGAAACACUCCCAGAAGCAUCCCAUCGGAGCACUCCAGGAAGGCCGCAUUCCUCCGGAACAUCAGCAUCCAACGGCUCCAGAAGCUCUCCUGUGUGGACAAGAAGCGUCUACCUCACCCGCACAGCCAGGGCCAAAUGGCAGUCUCUGGAGAGACGCGUCACUGACAUCAUCAUGCAGAGGAUGACCAUCUCCAACAUGGAGACGGACAUGAAUCGACUCCUGAAGCAAAGGGAGGAGCUUACCAAGCGGAGGGAGCGAGUAUCCCGAAAGAAGACAAAGAUGGUGGCCGAGGGUGCCGAUACAGAGCGCCCGCUGACCUCCUUGAACGAGGAGCUGGAGUCUUUGAGUGCCAACAUUGACUACAUCAACGACAGCAUUGCAGACUGCCAGGCCAACAUCAUGCAGAUGGAGGAGGCCAAGGAGGAAGGAGACACGGUAGAUGUUACGGCAGUGAUCAGCUCGUGUAAUCUCUCAGAGGCACGCUUCCUUUUGGACCAUUUCAUGACCAUGUCCAUCAAUAAGGGUCUUCAGGCGGCUCAGAAAGACUCCCAGCUGAAGGUGAUGGAGGGCCGGCUGAAGCAGACGGAGAUCAACAGCGCCACCCAGAACCAGCUCCUGUUCCACAUGCUGAAGGAGAAAGCCGAGAUCAAUCCGGAGCUGGACGCCCUCCUGGGUAGCGCCCUUCAAGAGUUAGGUUACCUGUCACCAGAAAAUGGAGACGAAGACAGCAGUGAUGAGUCCACCCCCAGCCCGGCUGCAGAGGGGAGCACGCUGACGUCAGAUCUGAUGAAGUUAUGUGGUGAAACCAGGCUGAGAAGUAAGGCUCGCAGAAGGACCACGACCCAGAUGGAGCUGCUUUACGCCAGCUCUGGGGAUCAUUCCUCCGACUCCCCCACAGGGGACUUCUCUGGCCCUUUGCUUUCCAUCAUGGAGCAUCAGGACGGGCUUCCAGACACUCACAGAACUCCUGACCGUGAACCGACUGUCUCUCCGUCUCUCACCCGUCCAGUCGGGGGUUUCAGAUCCAGGUCACCGACGAGCACCCCUGAGAGGAGGCAGCUUGAGCGCUCGCCCCUCAGCCGCAGGAAGCUGCAGGAGAAAGGGGGAGCAGCCACUUCAGUUUGCAUAGGAAAUGACUACAAAACACUAUUGGAUGAGUCUCCUGUAUUUGAAGGCAAUAGAGGCGUAAUCCACACCGUGCCCCCUCCCAAGACCACCAAGGCGGCCAAACUCCAAUGUGUGCACAUCGCCGAGGGACACACCAAGCCCGUCCUCUGUGUGGACGCCACAGAGGAUCUACUCUUCACUGGAUCGAAAGAUCGAACGUGUAAGGUGUGGAACCUGGUGACGGGUCAGGAGAUCAUGUCUUUAGCGGAGCAUCCCAGCAGUGUUGUCUCAGUCAGGUACACUUCCAGCCUCGUCUUUACGGUCUCUACUGCUUACAUCAAAGUGUGGGACAUACGGGAUUGUGCAAAAUGUAUCCGCACUCUAACGGCUUCAGGACAGGUGGGUACAGGUGAUACGUGCUCCUCAGCCGCAAGUUUUACAAUACCUCCAGGAGAGAGUCAGAUCAACCACAUCGCCAUCAAUUCUUCUGGAUCUUUCCUGUACGCUGCCGCUGGCAAUGCCGUACGCAUGUGGGAUCUCCGCAAGUUUGCAUCCACGGGGAAGCUGACCGGCCAUUUGGGAGCCGUCACUUGUCUGACUGUUGAUAAGUUGGCCAAUGGACAAGAUCUUGUCCUCUCAGGCUCCAAGGACCACCACAUCAAAAUGUUUGAGGUAGCAGAAGCCACCCAGGGUAGCGUCAGCUCCUGCCACACGUUUGAUCCCGCUCACCUGGACAGCGUUGAGUCCCUCAGCGUGCACGGUGACUUCUUCUACAGCGGCUCCAGAGAUUGCUACAUCAAAAAGUGGGAUUUGGCGAGUAAGAAGCUGCUGCAGCAGACGGCAAGCGCGCAGACAGACUGGGUCAGCGCUCUGGCCGUGGUUCCUGGCUCUUCGGCCCUGCUCAGCGGAUGCAGAGGAGGGCUGCUACGCCUCUGGCACGCUGACUCGCUCGCAGCCCUCGGCGAGGUUCAAGGCCAUGAUAGUCCGAUUAAUGGCCUGGCCUCCAACAGCAGCCAACUGUUCACAGCAUCCGACGACCGCACAGUGAAGAUUUGGGAAGCCAAAGGAUCCCUGGAAGAUGGCGUCCACUGACGGCUAUACGGUUGUCAGACAAUUUGAAUACUCUGCUGCUGGUGCGAAACUUGCACUAAUUUUCUUUUUCUACAAGACAUUUCUAUAUUUAACUGUAGCUUUACCAGCAAUAAUUGACAUUUUUCUGUGUGUUUUCCACUUUUGAAUCGUGAUUUGAUGUGAUUGAUCCCUAUAAGGACCAAACUACGUUGUGCUCUUAUUCUUACUGCCAAACCAGACACUCAAUGCCCGGAUUGCAAAUCUCACAGGGAACCAGAAUCAUGACCAAAAAUUGUGCAUAUGCCAUCCAUCCAUCCAUUUUCUAUGCCGCUUAUUCUCAGUUGUGUCACGGGUAUGCUGGAGCUUAUCCCAGCUGUCUUUGGUACACCCUGGACUGGUCGGCAGCCAAUCACAGGGCACGUAUAGACAAACAACCAUUCACUUUUUGUAAUCAGGCCCGGAACAAAUUAACUACAAUAAACAAGUGCUGCAGUACUUUGCUGCACACAUACACACACACACACACACACAGCUGUAACACACAUUUUAUUUAUCACAAAUGUUUGUGCAUACCAGCAGUGGUACUCGUACUACAGUUUGAGAAUCACUGAUGAAUUUUAAGUACAUGGAAUGGCUUGGAACGGACGUCCUUGCAUUUAUUUGGUUUACACAAAAAAUAUGUUGCAUUUUCAUUUUUCUACACUUUGUUGGGCUUAGGUCUUUUUCAAAUAUCCACUCACUGGUCAUUUCAUUAGGUACACCUGCACAGUCUUCAUGCACUCCAGAACAAAAACAUCUGCUUUUGAUUAAAGGUAAUACAGUGCAGAUGUUUGUUUGUGGUUGCACGGCGGUCGAGUGGUUAGCACGCAGGCCUCACAGCUAGGAGGUGGGGUUUUCUCUGGUGUCCUCCCACAUUCCAAAAACAUGCUAGGUUAAUUGGUGACUCCAGGUAUGAAUGUGAGUGUGAAUGGUUGUUUGUCUAUAUGUGCCCUGUGAUUGGCUGGCCACCAGUCCAGGGUGUACCCCGCCUCUCGCCCAAAAACAGCUGGGAUAGGCUCCAGCAUGCCCACGACCGUCGUGAGGAUGAGCGGUAGAAAAUGAAUGAAUGAAUGUUUGUUUGUGACAGUCGGAAAGGUGUAAAGUGAAUAUGACUGGAAGUGUGUUAUUGUAGUGUUAGGACUGUGCAGGUGUGCCUGGUGUUGUCACAUUUGACUUGCACAUACAUAUCUGUGAAGUCAGUGAAGAAUAAUAUCAUUCCCAAAUCAUGACGUACAGAUUUCAUAUUUAAACUUAAAUUUUUUUGUCAGCCAGUUGGGCAUUUAUUUAUGUUUCUCGUGUCCUGAAAAUGUGAGUGUACAUUGCUGUUAUUUGGGUGUACUGUAUUGCUGCUUGUUUUAUGUUGCCGUUUUAUCAUAACAGUCCGCCUCACGGCACCAAAACGAUGGAGUGGAUGUCUCUGUGAUUAUUCUUGUUGCAGUACUGAAGAACCGUCUGCAUUCAUUUGCACUGGACUGACAAUGAUGACGAAAUCCUUCCUCCCAGAGCAUGUACAUCUGACUUUUUACCCCCAGGUGAAUCAUGUGACCUUAUUAUCUUUUAUACAAUAUGAGUGUAUGUUUGUUUUUGUGUAAAUGUGUUUUCCUGCUGGUUAUCUUGUAUGAAAGUAAUCGAGGCUGCAGUGUGACAAUAAAUUUACAACCAAG
Doryrhamphus excisus (bluestripe pipefish) is the source of this 6750-nucleotide messenger RNA. Its product is annotated as kinesin-like protein KIF21A. Gene Ontology annotation, molecular function: ATP binding; microtubule motor activity; microtubule binding. Gene Ontology annotation, biological process: microtubule-based movement; mitotic spindle organization; spindle elongation. The record is from RefSeq and is a predicted model, not a curated record. Gene Ontology annotation, cellular component: microtubule associated complex. Lineage: Eukaryota; Metazoa; Chordata; Actinopteri; Syngnathiformes; Syngnathidae.